Molecule: messenger RNA, 988 nt
Organism: Hymenoscyphus albidus
Lineage: Eukaryota; Fungi; Ascomycota; Leotiomycetes; Helotiales; Helotiaceae
Source: the annotation of a GenBank genome assembly
CCUAAAUCGCAAAGCUAUCAAUUGAUUCUCACCACUCUCUCCGUCUCCCGAAGAAGCUUUCAAAAUGUCAGCCAGGCGGCCAGUGUAUGUUUAUUUCAAUACAACCAAUUUUACGGAUCGAUCGCUGACAAAUACUCAAUUAUAGCUUCAAUCAAUCCGUCCUCACCGAUAGCACACCUCUCCCCAAAGAGAUCCCAGCGGUCGAGGAGCUAGGAGCCAGUUCCGCCCCUCUGCUAUCAGCCAGUUUCUUUAUCGGCGCAAGAUGCAAGGACUACAAUGACGAUUUCAUGCAAUGCAAGACCGAGAAGCCGGGACGAGCAGAGUUUGACUGUCUGAAGGAGGGGAGACGGGUUACGAGAUGCGCAAAGAGCGUGUAAGUCCAUACCUUACUCCGGGGCAUUCUAUUUGUACCAAAAAGGAGGGGUCAGCAUGAAGGGGUUCUUGUGAGGAGGGAUUGUACCGAGGAUGUGAAACUGUGGAAUAACGAUAACCCCAGGCCUCGAAUUAAUGAUGCUAACUUUUGGUAAUCAGUAUAGAAGACGUUAACAAGCACUGUCUUACCGAAUUCCGAAAACACUGGCAAUGUCUCGAUGAUAACAACCAACAAUUAUGGUUCGCAUAAUCUUCAUCACUCCCUUGGGACGUUGGGAAAUGCUAACUCCCCACAGGCAAUGCCGGCCAGCAGAGUGGAAACUCAACAAGUGUGUCUUCGAUAAUUUGGUACGUCUAGACUUGUUCCACCACCUUUCUUAAUACACCAUUAACAGGAAUUAGAAACUUGAGAAGGUUAUCCCCGACUCACCAAAAGGCGAAAUUCCCGUGCAUCUCCGUCCUCACCAAAAAUAUGCGCACCGCGGUCCAUAAACGGUGAUCAUAUAGGAGUUGGUUGGGGAUUUUCUUUGCUCUUGUACAUAACAAAUGGAACUGGACCUCGUGUCAUUGAGUUGAUAUCUAUGAUUUUGGAAUCAAGAGGUCCGUUCGUCGCUCC